Peniophora sp. CBMAI 1063 is the source of this 804-nucleotide messenger RNA. NCBI's taxonomy places the organism in Eukaryota, Fungi, Basidiomycota, Agaricomycetes, Russulales, Peniophoraceae. The record is from the annotation of a GenBank genome assembly.
AUGGCAGCCCCCGUCGAGGUGUAUCGUGUGCUCCGUGUCUUGGUCAACGAGAAACCUUUCCCUUUGACGGGUCUCCGAGGCAGUGAUUUUCUGAAAGCAUUCCUUGACAUCAUCUUGUGUCAUUAUAUUGCCUGGGCCCGUGCUAAGGUGUAUCACCACGAUCUGACCUUGAAGGAUGCCAUGUAUAGGAGAUUCGGAGGGAAGAUCUAUGGCGUCCUCAUCGACUUCAAUCUUGCUACAACCGACAACUCGGGCCAUAGCGGCCUUGAGCGCACGGGAACGGCCCCGUACAUGGCGCUGGAACUUCUCUGGGCAGCCACCCAGCGUGAGACGCACAUUGCCAAGCACCUCUAUCGCCAAGAUCUCGAAGCGUUUUACUGGACGCUCAUCUGGGUUUGUAACUGUGUCGGAGGCGAUGGCAAGGAGAUCGUAGGGCCCCUAUUCCGUUCGUUUAGGACCGGGGACUACCUGGACUGCUACAACGGGAAGAAUGCUUCCACGCGUCUACGGAAACGCGAGCAGGCAAUCUUGGUGCUUCCUAUCCGACGGCCGCUUUGGGUGAUCGCCCAGGCGUGGACGGAAGACCUUGAAGAUCGGGUACGGCGGGGAGAGAGGAAGGCGGAAGGUUGGGAUGAUCCAUUUGAACCAGACCCGCAGGAGUCGUGGCGUAAGUUCUGCGGGAUCCUGCAGUCGAAUGAAGUGAAAUCGGGACUUGAGGCAAAUGGGGAGGAAGGAAAGAAUAUGCUCAAGGUUGUUGACGAUUUCUUGGAAUUGGCGAAACGUUACUCGAUCACUGGACGCUGA